CUCCUUAGCUGCUCACAUCUGGAUAGCCUGGUGAUCCAGGAUUCCACUGCAAUGAUCUGGUGGAGGGACAAUUUCUGGAUCAUCUUAGCUGGGGCCAUGGUCGUUGUCUCCUCCGUCCUGGGCCUCAUCCUGUACUGUGUCUGUAGGUGGCAGCUUAGACAAGGCAAGAAAUGGGAAAUUGCCAAGCCCUUGAAACAAAACCAAGGAGAUGAAGAAAAGAUGUAUGAAAAUGUUCUUAACCAGUCGCCAGUUCUGUUACCCCCUCUGCCACCCAGGGGUUCACUGUCUCCAGGAGACACCACCCCACAGGAGUCCCCAAGUCAGCCACCAGUCAAAUACUCAUCAGUGAAUAAAGGCAAAAACAAGAAGACCUUUGCUAUCCCUGGCUACAUUGAACCUGAAGAUGACUAUGAUGAUGUGGAAAUCCCUGCAAAUACUGGAAGCCAGAAUUCUAAAAUAACCACUUCUUCUUUUUGGCAAGCUGAAGAGGGCUCACACAAUUUAUUUUAAAGACAGUCAAGAAUGGUUGAACUCUGUUAACUCUCCAGGUCCUGAAAGCCAGUGGUAACUUCGCAUAGCUCUAUAAGAUAGGCACUUCCUGAACCUUGAAUUAGGUGCCUAAGCAAGUGGACAACCACAGCCAGAGGAUGGACUCCGGCCCAUCCCUCAGCUUCUGUCCACAAAGUUCCCAUGGGCUCCAUGCUCACA
Molecule: messenger RNA, 708 nt
Organism: Castor canadensis (American beaver)
Lineage: Eukaryota; Metazoa; Chordata; Mammalia; Rodentia; Castoridae
Gene: Scimp
Product: SLP adaptor and CSK interacting membrane protein
Cellular component (GO): membrane; tetraspanin-enriched microdomain; immunological synapse
Source: RefSeq, a predicted model, not a curated record